AUGAAUUUGGGGGCAGCUGAGGCCUGGGAGGAGACUCCCCCACGGGUGCAGAUCAUCCAACAGCCGAUUCCCCAACAGCCGCUGACAAUAUUUCAGCAGAUCCCUGGGAUCCUGUCUCCUUUCACUCAGCCCGUAAGGCCAGGAUACGUCCGAGAAGAUCUGAUAGAGUUCAUGAUGAUACAAAACGCCCAGAUGCAUCAGGUGAUCAUGAACAACAUGACGAUGGCUGCACUGACAUCCUUUGGAUUCAGCCCAGCUCCCGCUGCUGCCCAGGUGAACAUGGUCCCUCUGCACACUGAAGAUGAAGAAGCAGAUGUGGUAUUCCACCACCACUACGCACCAUACCCCACCGCCACUCCCGGCCCCGCAUGGCAGCCCCUGGCGCAGCCUCCAGCAUGGGCACAGGAGCCCCCUAGCAUACGCCACGUCAGCCAGGACCCGCACCCAGCCCCAGCAGGCCGGACUCAGGAUGACAAAGUGGUCCCUCCGCCCCCACCGCCCAGCGCCACGGGGACAGUGGGAGCUGACGUCCCGCCGGCCGUGGAGUAUUACGACUACACCCAGGGCAAGCUGUGA
Molecule: messenger RNA, 576 nt
Organism: Emys orbicularis (European pond turtle)
Lineage: Eukaryota; Metazoa; Chordata; Testudines; Emydidae
Gene: PRR29
Product: proline rich 29
Exons: 6
Coding region: 1-576 (191 amino acids)
Source: RefSeq, a predicted model, not a curated record